AUGAUAUUAGGUCAUAAUAUUAACGAUAUUGUAAGAACCAAUGAUGUACGCAUUACCCAAGAUGUUACAUUUGACACAAUGCUCCUUUCUUCAAACACAUUAAAAGGUCUCAAAGAUUCCGGAUUUUUUAAACCAUCGCCUAUUCAAUUACAUGGUAUUCCUUUAGGAAAAUGUGGCUUUGAUUUGUUACUGGAAGCGAAGUCUGGGACUGGCAAAACCGCGGUCUUCACUGUCAUAGCUUUAGAAAAAAUAGAUUUGAAGAAAGGCUUGCAAGUUGUAAUACUUGCUCCAACUCGUGAAAUAGCUUCACAAAUAUGUGAUGUGUUAAGGCAAAUAGGAUGUCACUAUAAUGGGUUACGCAUUGAGGUUGUAAUGGGAGGGCUACCAGUACAAGAUGAUAUAGAAAAAUUUAAAAAUAAUAAAGUUCAUGUUGUAGUUGGGAGUCCAGGUCGCUUAAAGCACCUUAUACAUGACAAACAUAUAAAUGUCUUAGGAGUGAGACUGUUUGUUCUGGACGAAGCUGAUAAGUUAAUGGAGAAAAGUUUCUUACCUGAUAUAAAGUAUAUUCACAUGGUUCUGCCUAAACAAAAACAAGUUAUAUUGAGUAGCGCCACCUAUCCAGAUGAGAUAAAAGAAUUUAUAGGACAAUUUGUGCAUGAUCCUCAACAUUUAUGCCCUAAUAACAACUGUGUACUAUUAGGUGUUGAACAAAAAAUUACAACUGUAAAAUAUAAUAGUAAUAUCAUAAGGCAGACAGAGUUUAGAUUUCAGCAACUCUUGAAAAUAUUAACUAAAAAACAAUUCAAGCAAUGUUUAGUGUUCUGUAACUAUCAGGCAAGAGUUGGUGAAGUACAUAAGUUAUUAACAAAGGCAAAGUGGCCUUCUGAACAGUUGUAUGGUAACCAGGAUCAAAUGGAUCGGCUUGAUGCUAUCAAAACAUUACAGGAAUACAAAUGUAGGAUUUUAAUAUCAACUGAUCUAGCCGCUAGAGGUAUAGAUGCAUCAAAUGUGGAUUUAGUAGUGAAUUUUGAACCCCCAUAUGAGUGGCAAACAUAUUUGCAUAGAAUUGGCAGAGCUGGAAGAUUUGGUUCUUAUGGAAUGGCUGUAACUAUACUGAGUGAAGGAAUGGAAUAUAAAAAGUUUUUAAAUUUAUUAGAUUCCAUGAAAUUAGGUAAAUUAGACUAUUUUUGGGAUGAUAAUGUGAUAAAUGACAACAACGAGAAUUUAAAAUGCUCGGAAAAUAUAAUUAGAGAGAGCACUAAAUGUAAUAAUGGAAAUUAUAAGGAGUUGUGGAAUAUUUUAUGUGGAGAUGAUGAAGUUACAAACGGGGAACAAGAAAAAGUAGAAAGCUUCGAUGAACUUUUGAAUUCCUUACAAAAUACUAAAGUAGAAUCAUGUUCAAACAAUGAACCUGAAUCAUUUCGUAGUUUACUUGAUUCUUUUAAUAAUAAACCACUUUCAGGAGAUUUGGAUGUUAAAUAUAAAAAUAUUACAAUACCAAAAAAAGUUCAACAAAAAUUAAAUUUAUCUUUUGCUUUUAAUGGAGAGUCAUUGGACAAUCAUGUGGUAGGAAAUGUAAAAAGGGAAAAUGAAGAAAUCAAAAUAGAUAAAAGCAAAAGUGACAACGUUCCAUUAGUAUUAGAACAGUCGCAUAAUAAGAACAAUUCUGAAGUUAAUUGUAACAUUAAUUUAAAUUACACUGACGACGUGGGGGAUGAUGAGAAAGAUGCCGUGAAAAGUUCUUUAAAUAUUCCUGAACGUGCAACUACUACAUAUAACAAUGACAGCGUUUUGAAUAUGGAAUUUGAUAAGUUACAAUUACCAACAACUUUCUCUAAUGGAAAAAACAUUUAUUCGGAAAAAAAGAUCCCAAAAAAGGUUAAAUUCCCCCAGAAAAAGAAAGCCAAUGAAAAUCCUUCAGAUCUCUGUGGUAAUAUAUACAAAUCAGCGAAAAUGCCAUCAAGAAUAUCUGAAGAACCUUUUCGAUAUAACGAAGAUAUAAAUUCAAACUGCAAUUCGAAAUAUAAGUACAAAAAUAAAAAACGGAGUAAAGAAGACCAAUCGAGUCAAAAAUUUUACAACAAUCAGUCAUAUGAACAUUGGUAUAACCAAUUAAAAAUCAGGGUUAAGUAUUUAGAAGCUUCAUUGUAUAUAGAGGAACUCUGUAAAAUGUAA
Molecule: messenger RNA, 2175 nt
Organism: Danaus chrysippus (African queen)
Lineage: Eukaryota; Metazoa; Arthropoda; Insecta; Lepidoptera; Nymphalidae
Source: the annotation of a GenBank genome assembly